UAGUUUACCCACUAAUUUUCAGUAGUACUCAACGUAGAGUAUAUAGCCCCUGCUCCGUCCUCUUCGUCUUCUUCGCCAAUUUUGCCCACACAAACCCCUCGUUCUCCUCCUCAAUACAAGCUUCCUAUCACAUUUUUCUCUGUGUUUUUGCAUCUUCCCGCCAAUUUUGUACCCUUCUGUGCAUUCGUUCGUGUGAGCUCUUAUGUGUCAGAUAAAUUCGAGGAUUCACUCAGCAAUUUCGGAAUUUUUUGCGAGGAAACUAUCCCUGAAACUGGGAGUAUUAGAAGGAAAUUCACUGGGAUAAUUACGAUGCGAGGAAGUACGGGGCGUGGAGCUGUAAAACGAAAGUUGCUAGAUUUCAGCGAUUGGGGUAACGCAGGCGACGCCGAAGAACAGGUAGAGGAGAAAGAGAGGGUGCCACUUCGAUCAAGUUACGUUUAUGGUCUUGAUAUGAUUGAACACCGAGCAUUUCCGAUUUCAGGAUACAAAUUUUGUGGACGGGACCCCACUACAUAAAGAACUAUCAGUUUCAGCAUGAGACUACUGCCAUGUAAAUGGAGGCAGAUUUCCUUGUUCAGGCCUUCAUUCCAAGCUUGUUGCUCUCUGUAUUCUACAGAAACAACUACUCCCAAGUAUUACUUAGAUGGAGUUGAAAAUGAGGAAAAGGAAAUUGAUUUCAAUCGACUAUUCCUUCGCUGCACAAAAGUACACCUCGCUAAGCAUCUUCAUACCCUACUUGUGGUGUCUGGGAAGGCUCAGAGCAUAUUUCUUUCUGCUAAACUCACCAAUCUUUAUGCUUUUCUUGGCGACAUAUCAUCCUCUCGCCGUACUUUUGACCAGAUUCAGGCAAAAGAUGUCUAUACAUGGAAUUGUAUGAUAUCUGCAUAUGCACGAAUCGGCCACUUCCAUGAAGCUGUAGAUUGUUUCUAUGAAUUUAUGUCAACUUCUAUUCUUCAGCCUGAUUAUUACACAUUUCCUCCUGUAAUAAGAGCAUGUGGAAAUCUAGAUGAUGGGAAGAAGAUACAUUGCUUGGUUCUAAAGUUGGGUUUUGAAUGUGAUGUAUUUGUUGCUGCUUCUUUGAUCCAUUUUUAUUCUCGGUUUGGCUUUAUCAGCUUAGCCUGUAACUUAUUUGAUAACAUGACAAUUCGAGAUAUUGGUACUUGGAAUGCAAUGAUUUCAGGGUUUUGUCUUAAUGGUAAAAUUGUGGAGGCAUUGGAAGUCUUUGAUGAGAUGCGACUUAAGAGUGUGACUAUGGAUAAAGUAACAAUCUCAAGUCUACUUCCUAUUUGUGCGCAGUUGGAUGACAUAAUAAGUGGCAUCCUAAUUCAUGUCUAUGCCAUUAAGCUCGGGUUAGAAUUUGACUUGUUUGUGUCCAAUGCAUUGAUAAAGUUGUAUGCCAAAUUCGGUGAACUGGGAAGUGCAGACAACAUUUUCAAUAAAAUGGAAGUUAGGGAUGUUGUAUCUUGGAACUCAUUGAUUGCUGCAUUUGAGCAGAAUAAAGAGCCAAUGGUGGCACUUGAAGUGUAUCAAAAGAUGCAUGCAAUCGGGAUUGUGCCCGACUUGUUGACACUUGUGAGUUUGGCUUCCGUAGCUGCUGAACUUGGAAAUUUUUUAAGCAGUAGGUCUAUCCAUGGAUUUGUUACAAGGAGAGGUUGGUUUCUACAAGAUGUUGUCAUUGGUAAUGCAAUUAUAGACAUGUAUGCUAAACUGGGUUUUAUAGGUUCUGCACAAAAAGUUUUCGAAGGACUUCACAUCAAAGAUGUGGUCACAUGGAAUAGUUUGAUUACAGGUUAUUCUCAAAACGGUUUCGCAAAUGAGGCAAUUGAAGUGUAUCAUUUGAUGAAAGAGUAUAGUGAUGCAGUUCCUAAUCAGGGCACUUGGGUGAGCAUUCUAACAGCAUACUCCCAAAUGGGAGACUUGAAACAAGGGAUGAAAACUCAUGGUCAGCUGAUAAAAAAUUGUCUGUACUUUGACAUCUUUGUGGAUACUUGUCUUAUUGAUAUGUAUGGAAAAUGUGGAAGAUUAAAUGAUGCAAUGUCUUUAUUCUAUGAAGUACCGCAUAAAAGUUCGGUUUCUUGGAAUGCGAUCAUAUCAUGUCAUGGACUCCAUGGAAACGGUUUAAAAGCUGUUGAGUUAUUUCGGGAAAUGCAAACUGAGGGUGUGAAGCCCGAUCACAUCACUUUUGUAUCUCUAUUGUCUGCUUGUAGCCACUCAGGUUUGGUUGAUGAGGGUCAAUGGUGCUUCCAGUCGAUGCAAGAGACGUAUGGGAUAAGUCCUAGCUUGAAGCAUUACGGUUGCAUGGUCGAUUUGUUUGGUAGAGCUGGCCAUCUCGAAAAGGCUUAUAAUUUUGUUAGGAAUAUGCCAAUACAGCCUGAUGCGUCUGUGUGGGGUGCACUUCUUGGUGCUUGUAGGAUACAUGAGAAUGUAGAGCUGGUUAGAACUGUUUCAGAUCACUUGUUGGAGGUUGAAUCGAAGAAUGUUGGCUACUACGUUUUGUUAUCGAAUAUUUACGCGAAACUCGGACAAUGGGAAGGAGUUGACGAAGUACGAUCGUUAGCUAGAGACCGGGGAUUGAAGAAGACUCCUGGGUGGAGUUCAAUUGAAGUGAACAAGAAAAUUGACGUGUUUUACACUGGCAACCAGACACAUCCAAAAUGUGAGGAGAUAUACAAAGAAUUGAGGCUUCUGACUGCUAAAAUGAAGAGUCUUGGUUAUGUUUCAGAUUAUAAGUUUGUAUUGCAGGAUGUGGAGGACGAUGAGAAGGAGAAUAUCCUCACUAGCCAUAGCGAGCGAUUGGCAAUGGCAUUCGGGAUCAUCAGCACACCACCGAGAACCACUCUUCGAAUCUUCAAAAACUUGCGAGUUUGUGGGGACUGCCACAACGCCACCAAGUUCAUAUCUAAAAUUACUGAAAGAGAGAUCAUCGUGAGGGAUUCGAAUCGUUUCCAUCAUUUUAAAGACGGAGUUUGUUCUUGUGGUGAUUAUUGGUGACAUUUUCAACAAGAACAUACAAUAUUCACUUUAUUCAUUUUUGUGCCAAGACAUGUGAAGGGCAUACAGGGCACAAUUUUGCUUUUAUAUUUUGGCAACUUGCAUUCGAGUGAAUAUGGAGCUGCAUUUCUAACACAUUUUUCACCAGUUUUGUAAUGAAUGUUGUGAAGUUGAAUUUGUCACCCAUUAAUUUAUCUAGUGUAUGUUAUUUUCC
Messenger RNA from Momordica charantia (bitter melon), 3205 nucleotides. RefSeq names its product Tetratricopeptide repeat (TPR)-like superfamily protein. Gene Ontology annotation, molecular function: RNA binding; zinc ion binding; protein binding. NCBI's taxonomy places the organism in Eukaryota, Viridiplantae, Streptophyta, Magnoliopsida, Cucurbitales, Cucurbitaceae. Gene Ontology annotation, biological process: RNA modification. The record is from RefSeq and is a predicted model, not a curated record.